AUGAGUAUUUACAGCUUCCUCGUCGCCGUCCGCUCAGAUGGCCAGCAGCUCAUGAGUGAGACGGGUGAGACAACCUCACAUCUAAUGGGCAUGUUCUACCGCACACUUCGCAUCGUUGACAAUGGAAUCAAACCUGUUUACGUAUUCGACGGUGCCCCUCCAAAGCUCAAAUCUGGAGAGCUAGCGAAACGAUUUAUGCGCAAGUCUGAAGCGGCAGAAGCCCAUGAGGAGGCGAAGGAAAUUGGCACUGCAGAAGAUGUGGAAAAGUUCUCAAGGCGUACGGUCAGGGUGACGCGCGAACACAAUGAGGAGUGUAAGAAGUUGCUCAAACUUAUGGGAAUACCGUACAUCGACGCCCCCACUGAGGCAGAGGCGCAAUGUGCGGUUCUCGCAAGGGCGGGAAAGGUUUACGCGGCUGCGUCAGAGGAUAUGGAUACGUUAUGCUUUGAUUCGCCAAUUUUGCUGCGGCAUCUUACAUUCAGUGAACAACGGAAAGAACCAAUCUUGGAAAUACAUCUGGAUCGUGUGCUGGAGGAUCUAGAUAUGGAUAGGAAGCAAUUCGUCGACCUCUGCAUACUUCUUGGCUGUGACUACCUCGAUCCCAUCCCCAAAAUCGGCCCUAACACCGCGCUAAAAUUGAUCCGCGAUCACGGCUCCUUAGAAAAAGUCGUAGAGGCCAUCGAAUCUGACCCGAAGAAGAAAUACGUCAUCCCCGAAGACUGGCCAUAUAAGGAUGCUCGGGAACUCUUCUUCGACCCUGACGUUCGCAAAGCAGAUCACCCGGACUGCGACUUCAAAUGGGAGGCACCCGAUGUCGAAGGUCUGGUAAAAUUUCUUGUUGAAGAGAAGGCCUUCAGCGAAGAUCGAGUACGGAACGCUGCGGCACGGUUACAGAAAAAUCUGAAAACAGCACAGCAAUCUCGACUCGAAGGGUUUUUCAAACCGAUUGCCAAGACCCAGGAGGAAAAAGCGACUUUGAAGCGCAAGCAUGAGGAAAAAAUAGAAUUGCAGAAGAAGAGAAAGAAAGAGGAGGCCAAGGCGAAAAAGGAAUCGAAAUCUAAACCUAGAGGGACUGCGUGA
Paracoccidioides lutzii Pb01 is the source of this 1080-nucleotide messenger RNA. Its product is annotated as DNA-repair protein rad2. Bases 1 to 1080 code for a protein of 359 amino acids. The record is from RefSeq and is a predicted model, not a curated record. Gene Ontology annotation, cellular component: cytoplasm; nucleus. Gene Ontology annotation, molecular function: 5'-flap endonuclease activity; 5'-3' exonuclease activity; DNA binding. The transcript is spliced from 2 exons.